Molecule: messenger RNA, 1145 nt
Organism: Bombus huntii
Lineage: Eukaryota; Metazoa; Arthropoda; Insecta; Hymenoptera; Apidae
Gene: Chchd3
Product: MICOS complex subunit MIC19
Exons: 3
Coding region: 452-1036 (194 amino acids)
Biological process (GO): inner mitochondrial membrane organization
Cellular component (GO): MICOS complex
Source: RefSeq, a predicted model, not a curated record
UAUCUUUGAUGUACAUCUAAAUCCAAUUGUCUUUAUCAUAUGCAUAUAAAUAAUUACAGUGGUUGUGUAAAUGUUAUGUCUUAUUCAUGAUAAAUAAAACAUUAAUUUUAAUCGAUACAGUGUUCCCAGAUUUUGGUAUAGUUGUAAUCUUAUUAAUAGAUAAUAAUAGUUUUGCAAGCAGUUGCUAUAUUAUCGAUUGCAGUAAUUAAAUUAAAGUAUGUAAAAAAUAAAGGAUACGUACACAUUUGCUGUCAUACGUGCAUUGACAUUACUCGCAAAUCUGUUAAUAUUCAGUUAGUAAAACAAAAAAAGGACAUAAAAAUUCUUACAUACGUAACCAGUCGUACAGUUUAUUUAAUUAUUGGUGACAAAACAUUUCUACUGACAGAGGUAAUAAGAUUUGCAAGUAAUUUGUUGUGAGUUUAUCAAAAAACAAAUUUAAACAGACAAUAUGGGUUCUGGACAAAGUACUCGUAAACUUACUAUCAAUAACGAAGAAAUAGGUGUAAUAGAAAUAUCAGAAUCCGUUGUGGAGCGUUUAACUCAAAAAGUGCCUGAAACAAAUAUUAACAUGGCAAGUGAAGUAAGACCUACUACUUUAGCGGAGCCGUCUUCUAAAAGAACUGUUUCUCAACAAUUACCUCAAAGUGGUGAUAUACCAGCGAAUGUUGGAUAUCCCACAUAUCAUCCACAAUUAACUUUAACCGCUCUUCAAAUACAGCAACAGAAUGAACAAGAAUUUCGUAAACAGGAUAAUUAUUGGCAACAACGUUUGCAGAAAUUGGAACAGAAACAUUCAGAAAUUAAUGAAAUCAUUAACGCAGAAUAUAAAAAAGCAGCGGAACAAUUAUAUAUUGAUGGUAAAAAAGGGGUAAAUAUUCAUGAUACUGUCCAACCAUGCAAAAAUAGUUCUGAGAAAGUGUUCAAAUGUUACCAGGACCAUCCUAAAGAAAUUCUGAAGUGUUCUACCUUAGUCGAAGAGUUUUCUAAUUGCGUAGAUCAGCGUCGUGCUCGUGUGAUUGCAGCACGUUGUUAAUAUAUCUUAAUAUUGAAUUAUUAGUAGCCAAACGUAAUGUUAUUUAAUAAAAAAAUUUCAAAAAAUAAAUUAUCUGAAAAUAAAUUAUGUAAUAUAUAUAUAUAUAUAU